Molecule: messenger RNA, 1689 nt
Organism: Prosopis cineraria
Lineage: Eukaryota; Viridiplantae; Streptophyta; Magnoliopsida; Fabales; Fabaceae
Product: two-component response regulator ARR14-like
Exons: 7
Coding region: 1-1689 (562 amino acids)
Biological process (GO): regulation of DNA-templated transcription; phosphorelay signal transduction system
Cellular component (GO): nucleus
Molecular function (GO): DNA binding; DNA-binding transcription factor activity
Source: RefSeq, a predicted model, not a curated record
AUGCAGCAACCCAGAGCCAAUCAACUUCAUCUUCUUCCCCGAGAUUUUUUUCAAUAUUUUCCUCAUGGAUUGAAGAUCCUCUAUGUUGGCACUGAUAACGACAUCGGAAGUUUAAUUCAGAGAAACCUUGUACAACCUUAUUAUCAUGUCGCUAGGUUUUCCAGUGGUCCUGUUGCCUUAGCACUCUUACGAGAUCACAAGCACGGAUCUUAUGACUUGGUUCUCAGCGAUGAGUCGUUAGAACACAUGGAUGUCUACAACUUCCUCAGGGACCAACACUCAACCACAAGUAUUCCGCACGUUGUAAUUUCUGGGUGUGAAAGAGUAAGUGGUAUGGCGAGAGCAUUCAGAUACGGUGCGUGUUAUGUGUUGAGGAAGCCGGUGAGUGAGUGCGAGCUGAGAAAUCUAUGGCAGCAUGUUUGUCGGAGAAGAGAACUGCCUGAGACGACGGAGACUGAUGAGUACGUCAAUAGUGACGUGGAUGACGAACAUCAUCAGCAGAAUAAUUUAGUACGACAUAAUCGUCAGCGAAAUCAGGAUCAGGUUUCUUGUAAUUCUUCUCUUGUUCCUUGUUCCAUAGAUAAUAGGCUGGGACCCAAAGCAGGAAACGACAGUGAGUUUGUGGAUCAUGGAGUACUUUCUCAGAGAAAACGACGGGUCGUCUGGACCGCUGAGCUUCAUGAAAAGUUUGUAGGAGUGGUGGAACAGCUUGGCUAUGAUAAGGCGGUGCCAAAACAGAUUCUUGAAUCGAUGGACGUGCCUUUCCUGACGAGAGAAAAUGUUGCGAGUCACUUACAGAAAUAUAGAAUCAACAGAAAAGAGAGAGAGGGAGAAGAGAUGGAAGAGCUCCAGCGUCGUCUAAAUCAACAUGGCAAGGCCAUCCCCGUGAACCCCGAUAGUAUUCCUGCUCAACCUCUGUCAGUUGUUCAUCAACCCGUGAACCCCCACCUUCUAGAACCUUCCAUGAAUAAUCCUCCUCACCUUCUAUAUCCUUCCGUGAAUCUUAUACCAAGUCAAGAUCUUGCCUUCUUCUCCCAAGCCCACCAAAUGCAAAUGCAACCACCUGGGCAAAACUUCAGCUUUGGCCUUCCAUCACCUGCAUCUCUUGCAAGGCAGCUUCAGCAGCAACAACAAAUACGAAUACCUAGCUUUUUCUCCUUUGGAGGCCAUAUGACGCAACAACAGUGCCUAAACCCAAACCCAAACUUGUUUCAUGUCCUAAUUCCCAUGGAGCCGCAAUAUGUACAUCAAAACCUGUCUUCAGGAGGAGACAUGCUGCAACAACAGCUAAACUCAAACCAGCUGGCUUCUGGAGGAGAUAUGUUGCAGCAAAACCUAAACUCAAACGUGGCUCCAUGUUCUAAUUCCAAUGGAAGCAACAUGCUGCAGCAACACCUAAACUCAAGCCUGGCUUCUAAUUCCAAUGGAGGCACUAUGCAGCAGCAACAGCAGCAACAGGUAGAUCAAAACCUGGCUUCAGGUGAUGAUGGAAUGGUCAAGCAAGAAGUAGCAACAACACUUUUUGGUGGUAAUCCUGAUCAUCCUGAUCAGUUUGAUCAAGGCCUUUCCUACACUGAUGGCUUUUUUGAUGAGUUUGAGUUUUACCAAUACCUGAAGAGUCCUGAAAAUAAAGCAUCUGCAUCAACGUUGAACGAUAUCAGUUCAAUACCGACACACUUGUGUUCUUGA